GGAACGCGGCCGCAGCGGCGGCCCUCGUGGGAGGCGGAGCCACCGCUGCUGCCGCCGCAGCCCGGGUCGGGAUUUGAAAGAUUAAGAAGUCCCGGCUGAAAGGACGGCGGCGUUAAAUGCGUGGCGGAAGCGGUGGGGACCACGGCUUGGCGAGGGGCCGAGCAGCCGGCAGCGUCUCCACAGCAUGAAUCACUCGGGCCUCGGGUCCCCGCGGAGCCUCGAGCAUAACGGCCGGGGCAGCGGUGGCGCCGCCUGGGAGCUGGGCUCGGAGGCAGACCCAACGUUCCGAGGUAGCGUCUGCUGCUUCGACCACCUGCCCAGCCGGGACCCGGGCGACGGCGAAGUGCCCCUGGCCCUGCUGCGCGGGGAACCCGGGCUGCACUUGGCGCCGGGCGCGGAGGAUUCCAACCACCACCUAGCGCUCGAGCCUUGCCUCAGUGACGAGAACUAUGACUUCAGCUCCGCGGAGUCCGGCUCCUCGCUGCGCUACUACAGUGAGGGCGAGAGCGGCGGCGGCGGCAGCUCCUUGUCCCUGCAGCAGUCGCCGCUGGUGCCGUCGAAUUCGGGGGGCGGCGGGGCGGCUGGAGGGGGUCCAGGGGAAAGGAAGCGACCUCGGCCCGGCGGUGCAGCCGCCAGGCACCGCUACGAGGUGGUGACGGAGCUGGGCCCGGAGGAGGUGCGCUGGUUCUACAAGGAGGACAAGAAGACCUGGAAGCCCUUCAUCGGCUACGACUCGCUCCGCAUCGAGCUCGCCUUCCGGACCCUGCUGAAGGCCACAGGCGGCCGACCCCAGGACGAGGACCCCGACCGUGACCAUGUGUGUGGCCCGUCCUCCUCCACGGGCCUGGCCUCCAGUUUUGGGGAGGACGACCGGGAGGACCGCGUCUGUGGCUUCUGCCCGCGCAGCGCGAGGCACGAGCCUGAGAUGGAGCAGCUGGUGAACAUCGAGCGGGUGUGUGUGCGCGGCGGCCUCUACGAGGUGGACGUGACCCAAGGAGAAUGCUACCCGGUGUACUGGAACCAGUCUGAUAAAAUACCAGUAAUGCGUGGACAGUGGUUUAUUGAUGGUACUUGGCAGCCUCUAGAAGAAGAAGAAAGUAAUUUAAUUGAGCAAGAACAUCUCAACUGUUUUAGAGGUCAGCAGAUGCAAGAAAGUUUUGAUAUUGAAAUGUCAAAAUCCAUAGAAGGAAAAGAUGGCAGUGGAAUCAACUAUUCUGUUGUCUACCACCUCCCUCCCUUCUCCUUCCCUUUUCUGUUCAAAUGGAGAGGAUAUAAGGAGAGUACAGAAGCAGCAGGUCUUAAACGAAAGCGUUCCCAAGCUAUUCGUAGUUUCAAGUUGAGUCGAAACCACGUGGACUGGCACAGUGUGAAUGAAGUGUAUCUUUAUAGUGAUGCAACAACAUCUAAAAUUGCAAGAACAGUUACCCAAAAACUGGGAUUUUCUAAAGCAUCGAGUAGUGGGACCAGACUUCAUAGAGGUUAUGUAGAAGAAGCCACAUUAGAAGACAAGCCAUCACAGACUACCCAUAUUGUAUUUGUUGUGCAUGGCAUUGGGCAGAAGAUGGACCAAGGAAGAAUUAUCAAAAAUACAGCCAUGAUGAGAGAGGCUGCUAGAAAAAUAGAAGAAAGGCAUUUUUCCAACCAUGCAACACAUGUUGAAUUUCUGCCUGUUGAGUGGCGGUCAAAACUUACUCUUGAUGGAGACACCGUUGAUUCCAUUACUCCAGACAAAGUACGAGGUUUAAGGGAUAUGUUGAACAGCAGUGCAAUGGACAUAAUGUAUUAUACUAGCCCACUUUAUAGAGAUGAACUAGUUAAAGGCCUUCAGCAAGAGCUGAAUCGAUUAUAUUCCCUUUUCUGUUCUCGGAAUCCAGACUUUGAAGAAAAAGGGGGUAAAGUCUCAAUAGUGUCACAUUCACUGGGAUGUGUAAUUACUUAUGACAUAAUGACUGGCUGGAAUCCAGUUCGACUCUAUGAACAGUUGCUGCAGAAGGAAGAAGAAUUGCCUGAUGAACAAUGGAUGAGCUAUGAAGAACGACAUCUGCUUGAUGAACUCUAUGUAACAAAACAACGGCUGAGAGAAAUAGAAGAACGGCUGCAUGGAUUGAAGGCAUCAUCUAUGACACAAACACCUGCCUUAAAAUUUAAGGUUGAAAAUUUCUUCUGCAUGGGAUCCCCACUGGCAGUUUUUCUGGCAUUACGUGGCAUUCGCCCAGGAAACACUGGAAGUCAGGACCAUAUUUUGCCCAGAGAGAUUUGUAACCGGUUACUAAACAUUUUUCAUCCAACAGAUCCAGUGGCUUAUAGAUUAGAACCGUUAAUACUGAAACACUACAGCAACAUUUCACCUGUCCAGAUCCACUGGUAUAAUACUUCCAAUCCUGUACCUUAUGAGCAUAUGAAGCCAAGCUUUCUCCACCCAACAAAAGAACCUACCUCAGUUUCAGAGAAUGAAGGCAUUUCAACAAUACCAAGCCCUGUGACCUCACCUGUUUUAUCCCGCCGACACUAUGGAGAAUCUAUAACAAAUAUAGGCAAAGCAAGCAUAUUAGGGGCUGCUAGCAUUGGAAAGGGACUUGGAGGAAUGUUGUUCUCAAGAUUUGGACGUUCAUCUACAUCACAGUCGUCUGAGACAUCAAAAGACUCAGUAGAAGAUGAAAAGAAACCAGUUGCCUCGCCUUCUACUACCACUGUGGCAACACAGACCCUUCCACAUAGCAGUUCUGGCUUUCUUGAUUCUGCAUAUUUCAGACUUCAGGAGUCGUUCUUUAAUCUCCCACAACUUCUUUUUCCGGAAAAUGUAAUGCAGAAUAAAGAUAAUAGCCUCGUGGAAUUGGAUCACAGAAUUGAUUUUGAACUCAGAGAAGGACUUGUGGAGAGCCGCUAUUGGUCAGCUGUGACAUCACAUACUGCCUAUUGGUCAUCUUUGGAUGUUGCCCUCUUUCUUUUAACCUUCAUGUACAAACAUGAGCACGAUAAUAAUGCAGACCCCAAUUUAGAUCCAAUUUGAACUCUUGAAGGACAUUUAUGGCCCAAUACUGAUUUUUUUUCCUGUUAAAAUGUAUGUGUCAAGAUAAUAGACAUUUCAGGUUUAAGUAUAUUUCAGUUUUGUUUAGGGCAAGAAAUAUUUAAGUUUAAGAGCACUUUAUUUUAAAAACAAAACAUUUUCAGUCCAAAAGAAGUUACUUACAGUUUUCAUCAUUUUAAUUAUGAGUCUGACAGAACCCCCUACGGAGAAUCAAGCAAGACUUUGAAAUAAGGAACGUUUGGGUGACCUGCAAGCUUAUAAUCUAAUUUCUCCCAAAUAUAAAGGCAUAUUAAUGGGUUGAAUCUAAUGCAUUAACCAAAAUAUGUUAUAAAUCUAAAAUGGUCAAUAUCUAGUAUAUUCUAUACAAAGUGAUAUCAUUGUUUUCAAUUUCUAUGAAGGCUUUCAUUUCUACAGUUCCUUUGGAAGAAGAGCAUAACAGAUUUAAGUGUUUUGAUUUAACUUGUUUAGCAAAACUAAUGUUAAAAAAGAAACUAUUUGAACUACUGUAUUUAUAAUUUAUUACCUCUAAUUGCUUUAUUUCAAAGUAUAAAACAUUUUUUUAAUUUUUCCUUUGAACAAUUUAAGAACCACAUUUAGUGUUAAGACCCUUUUUUCCCCCAGAAGUUCACCUUUGUACUCUUCAGAUGAAUGUAUAGACACUGUGGCAUAUUUUGAGUAUUUUUUUUUCAUUAAAAACUUGUAGUUUCACACAAAUAACACUAGUUGAAUUAUUUUGAAAAAUAGAACUUUUUAUUAUGUCACAUGAACCUCAGAGAAAGUUCAAGUUUUCUAAACACAGAACUCUAUAAUGAGUACAUUUCAUUAACUUUAUUGGAAAAUUUAGUAAACUUCUUUGGAAUUGGGAGUAUAAUGACGAUUUUAAAUACAUAAACAUCUCCGUGCCAAACAAUAUAUAUAAAGGGAUGGCAUGCCGCUAACAGACCUUAUUGUUGAAGUGUUUAAGAAUACACGGUGGAGACAUACGGCACAAUACAUCAGGAUUCCGCAGAGUUUUCCUCAGCUGUAAUUAUUUCCACAGUGCUUUUCAUCUGAGGAGCUCAAAGUGCUAUAAAAGUUAAUAAUCUAUGUAGUAUCUCCUUGAGGUAAGUAAAUGAGUGUUAUUCUCGUGUUAACAUGUUAAUUCCCUAAGGCACCAAAACUUUUAAAGUGCCUUGAAUUAGAUUACAGAGCAAAUCAGAAGAGCUCAGAUUGAAGCCAGACCAUAUACUUUUAUAUCAGUGACUAAUAAUUUACUUGUUACCUCUUAGUAGUUUGCAAACAAUAACAAGAAGUUCCGAUUCAUAAUUUGGAGAAGUGACUGUGAAGCCAGUAUUUUACUCUGCUUGUCUUACACAUUCUUGGGUUCUCACACACAAAGGAAAAGUUACUUAGAAGGGAUCAUUGGCCAUCUUUGCCCCAACCAAUCCUCACUUCUGAGUGGCUGCCACUAGGUUCCUCUCAAGGUGCUGUCUUUGCUUAUUGUACAAGGAUUUUUCUUAGCUUCCCAGUAAUCGUCACCAUGGGUGCACAGGUCGUAGCUGCACAUCUCACCUGCUGUUAUUUAUGAGGUAGUGGGAUCUGUGGCUUACAUGUAGGUUUUAUUCAGCACCAUCAGUUCUCAUCUAUUUUGGCCUUUCGUUGAAUUUGUACAACAUAGAACACUUCGUUUUAGUGUUUAAAAAAGAUUCCAAGGUUCCAUGACCAAAUGUGUGACCUAGAAACCCUUGCCAUAAAAGGCUUGAGAUCUUAGUAAAGCUGAAGUAAUCUCUCUUAAAUUUAGAGAUUCCUGUGAACUCAGGUCAUCUCCCUGCCCUGUUUAUUUCGUAGGCCAAAUUCAGUUCUCAGGAAAAUUAAAACUGGCAUCUCAUAUGAUUAUUCCUAAACGUACUUGAGCAUACGUUGCUGUGGGUAGGAUGACACUCAAAUACCUAAGAGCGGUAAGGAAUGCAUUCCUGACCACUAGAAUGUGAAGAGCCCUUGUUACCUGAGAGGAAAGUCUGUUACACCUUUUCAUUUGCAAUGAGUAAGAAGAAAAUGACCAGUAUAUUCACAUAGCUAUAAGAAUAUGUCUACUUCCCUUUUUCCAUAUUGAGGAAACAAAAUCAAAUUUAACCACAUGCAAUUUGAAUUCUUGAAAAGAGCAACGUUCAAAACCCCCUUUUCAAAGUGAGAUAGUCUGGAUUACUGGACAGUUUCAUUUUCUGUUCAUUACUUCAUCAGUAGGGGUGGCAGUUUUGAUCCUAUAAUGCUCUUCUUCUUGCUUCCAUGUGUCUGCAUGUUAUCAUGGAAUGUACUUGUAUAUACUCAAGUAAUAUACAGAGUAUGUGUAAUUCUGGCUUGGUUUAGAAGCUAAAUCAGUUACUGAGUAACAUUUUGCAACUUUAUUCCAGCAAGUACUGAAUUGGCCAAAAAGUUAUGUUUUUGAUACCAUUAAAAUUUUAUUCUCUAUUUUGUGUACAUGCUAUCAUGAUUCUUCUGAGUACUGGUUAGGUCGUUCAGUUUCAAUCCAGUUAGGUUCCCUAGUUCUUUAAACUUACAAUAAGGAAAAUGUAUUGAAUUCAGUAUUGCUUAAUUUUUACUUUAAAAUGAAACUUUGCUGAAGCCCUUUGUUCACAACAUCACUUUCAAUAGUAAUUAUACUUAUGUUAUAAUCCACUGUUACUGUUUCAGAACAUAAUUACAAAAUGUACUCAGUUUUCCAAUAACUACUACUUUAUAUGUGAGUCAAGCCUUAGGAAUCUUAAGUUUUCUUUCUUUCUGUUAAACAGCAUCUGCUGGCCCUCAGAAAUUCUCAGACUGAAUGUGUUCUACAGAAGCCUUCAGAAGGUGAUGUGUAAACAUUCAUCCCCAUUCUGUUCCUCUCUGUAUUUUUGUUUCGGGCUGAAGCAUCCUGGUCUACAAGGCAUUUAUUUCACACACCACCACCCACCCAGCUUUGUGUUCCCCCAAAGAGCAGACAGAGGAAAAGAAAGAGCAGUGCAGUGUCUCGGCUAGUCCUGCCAUUCACUCCAGUGGAGCCGGACCAAGCCUAGAGAUUUCACUGUGAGGCCUAUAGCAGGGAGAAAAUAAUUGAGUUGCUUCCUGGUGAGUUAGGUUGGUUCAUAUUUCUGUCUUUUAAGCUACCAAUAAGGAAUUGGGACAACUGAGAAAACUAAUUUGAAUGUAUUUCUUACUAUUGUUUUUGAAAACUCUUUUGUUUGUCUGGAGAUACGGUAAAGAAGAAGCAUGAUGUUGAAGAAGGGUCAGGGCAGAGCUAAAGCGAGGAUGUGGCAGUCACACACAUUGGAGCAAGAACUAGAAUCUGACUGAACUGUAUGAGUAUUGGCUGGUUGACUUCUAUCAUCAUGCUCAAGUCAUCGCUUUCCUUGCUCUGCUGUCAUCCUGGGCCUCAGCCUCUACCAGGAAUUGGAUGGUACUCUGGCUGAAUUUGACACAUUUAUUAAAUGUUUUGGUGGUUAGGUAUGGGCAGAACAUAUAGUUUCCUAUCGUUAAUUUACCUACAUGAACUUGUUGUGCCUGCAAAGAGCACACUUGGGAGGAAGCGUCCUCACUGAACACUUAACUCUAUUACCUCCAGAGUGGGUCUAGGGAACUCCCACACUGUCUCCCAAAUAUCUCCUUUUGUAUUUACGAAGGGUGAGAAGGAAGUUAGUUGCCAAGGAAAUUUCUGUAGUUUCAAACUUAGAGCAGAUACAGAAAGGCAGGAUAUACAAUUUCAUCUCAAAGGUCUUGUUUAGUAAACAACAUUAGGGCUGUGAUGGGAACAGCCUGGGUUGCAUAUGUCCUGUUUCAUACUUCAGUGGAUGUUUGUGAUAGUUUUCCAAAAAAUUCUUAAAAUUUAAGUGUUUGCACAAAUUUAGAGGUCAUCUAGUCCAGCCCUGUUUUAGUUCCAUGCAAGCAUUUAAACAGCAUGAAGGUCAUGAAAAGUAAAGUGAAGGGGCAGCACGUUAGAUUCAGCUCCAAGAUUCAAUGAAAGACUAAAUACACAGCAGGAGAGGAGGAAAUCGAUGGGGUCUCUAAGGAAAAAUGUCAGUAACAAUAGAAUUCUCGAGCUGGAAGGGAUUUAGAGAUCAUUUUCCAAAGCAUGGGCUACAGGUGUUAACUGAUGUCUCAGAAAAUAAGUUUGGGAAAUGCCAAAUUUAAGAGAUUCCUUUCUAGAAGGGCUUUGGGAGUCUUUGAUAUACUAAAUGCAAAGUGAGUCUGUCUAGUGCUGUGGGAGGUGGAGAAGGGGGAGUUUUUCCAAACUCACUGAAACAGACUUUUUAAAAAUUAGAAGAUACGUAGAGAAAUGCUGAUUGCAUCUAAUUCCUUCAUUUUAUGGAGACUCAUCCCUUCAUGUGAUUACUUCAUUUGACAAGUGACUGCUCCCACCCUUUAAGAUCACAUGACCAGCCAAAGACAGGGACAGAAUUAGAAUCUAGUCCCAGUCCCCAGCUAUGCCUUCCACCUUGCUGCCUAUUUCCUUCCCCUGGUAGAUAGGGAACUCCUAAAGGGUAGAAACCACCUCUGUUCGUUCUCCAGGCCUCCUCCCCAUCCUUCGCACCCCCGCCCUCUUUGUAACCUGAUGCCUUAGGUGCUGCAAACUUCUAGCAGGUAUCUCCAGGCUUGAGUUCCCUUGAAAGAGAGCCCUACCUGGUCUAGACAGACUUCCUUUCAUGGGUCAGAUUCAAAAUACCCAGGAAAAAGAAAAGCAAAAGGAUGAAAAAAAAUUAAAAAACAAAAUACCCAGGAAACCCUUUGUUAGCUUUUCACUCUGGUGACAAACACAAACUUGUUAGGGAAACAAGUUGCAUAGCGUAAAAUGUUUAAUAUUCUUUUCAUUUCAAAUGUUUAUAUGUAGCCUUUGAUCAAUUCAUGACAAGCUGGUCCCUUUUAAAACUAUUCCAACAUAGGUUAACUAAUAGAAAUUUUAAAUUUCAAGUACUAUACAUUUUGGAGAAUGGGAGAAAAGAUUUUGCUGCUGUGUGUGUGUGUGUGUUCUCCAAAAAUAGUCUCUUGGCAAAUAAUUAGCAUGAACUUUUCCUCUGCCUUUGUGUUCAAAGAAGGGUGGGAGUGUGCUUAGUAUUGUCUGUCACCUUAUGGUUUUUCGUUUAUCCUAACAGGGUGCGACUGGCUUCCUCCCCACCCUGCAGUUGUCAGGAUAUGUUGGGAAGCUGGGUCUUCUGUUGGAGUAAGACGAAAAACAAGUAUAUUAAUGCUUCACCUUUAAUACCUUCUCCUGGAAGCACCAGCUAUCAAUGGGCACCAUUCAUAUUUCCCUUGACUGCACCCACAUCCACCUCCAUCUCUGCUUGAGCUCUGAAAACAGUUGAUUCCCUGUGAGCUUUGCAUUAGAAAGGUGUAACCAUUUUCUGGUUCUGAGGCUGUCAUCAAACAAACUGCCAGUAAGGGUCUGGGGAGUUUUUUGCUUUUUGCUCUUAGGUACAUUUCUCAGAAGCAGCUAGCACUGUCCUCAGACCCACAAGAGGUUUUCUGUUUUCAGUUUCUAGGACCUCUUAGGUUCUAAUAGUAGUACUAUAUGUUGUCAGUGACUGUGGUGACAACAGAGAAAGUGCCUUUUUUUCCUUUGUUACCUUUUGUUUUCAAUAGUCCGGGCAAGUUAAUUUUCUCAGAAUCUUCAAUUUUACUGAAGGAUUAUCUCCGCAGUGAUCCGUUUGGACAGGAAAAGAAGGAACUUUCAUUUUAGAAUUGUCCAGUUUUUAUGCUUCUCCUUUGGAACUAUGUAUAUGCACAUUGAAUAAUUUUAAGGCAAUGAGAAGUAAAUGUACUUUUCUGGAUUACACUGUG
This is a messenger RNA of Phyllostomus hastatus (greater spear-nosed bat), 8815 nucleotides long. RefSeq names its product DDHD domain containing 1 (gene DDHD1). Bases 185 to 3010 code for a protein of 941 amino acids. Gene Ontology annotation, cellular component: cytoplasm. The transcript has 15 exons. Lineage: Eukaryota; Metazoa; Chordata; Mammalia; Chiroptera; Phyllostomidae. Gene Ontology annotation, molecular function: metal ion binding; glycerophospholipase activity. The record is from RefSeq and is a predicted model, not a curated record.